This is a messenger RNA of Musa acuminata subsp. malaccensis (wild Malaysian banana), 913 nucleotides long. RefSeq lists its product as uncharacterized. NCBI's taxonomy places the organism in Eukaryota, Viridiplantae, Streptophyta, Magnoliopsida, Zingiberales, Musaceae. The record is from RefSeq and is a predicted model, not a curated record.
CUCUUUAUCUUCUCUUGUCUUUGCGUCUCAUUAUAUGACCCGAAUCUCUUCCUUCGGGUGCUAGUUGUGAAGGAAGGCAGGAGAUGGGUCUCAAACCUCUCAGUCUCCAAAUGAUCCCGUGGUGCUUCCACGUAGCAGGCGCCACAUGUCACUCCUCCUCCUCCUGGUUUGACGAGGACGACACUGCCGCCGACUCGCCGAAGCCCUCCGUUCGCGUCGUGAGCCCCGACGGCCGCAUCAGGCUCUACCAUCGAUGGGUCUCGGCGGCGGAGCUCAUGGCCGCCCACCCCUUUCACCUCCUCUGCCUCUCCGACUCCUUCGUCAUCGGCGAGCCCAUCGCCUCCCUCUCCCCCGACGACCGCCUACUCCCGGGCCACACCUACUUCCUCCUCCCCUCCCACUUCUUCCACUCCGCCCUCUCCUUCGCCUCCCUCGCCGCCUGCUUCGGCGACCAUAAGCGGAGUGGCGUCGCCAAGCUCCUGCAGCCCAUCGAGAUCCACAAGACGGCUGCCGGCAAGCUCCAGGUCCGCGUGUCCGACGAGUACCUGGAGCGCCUGAGGAGGGCGGAGGAGGAGGCGGCGGCGGCGGAGAGGAGAGGGCAGCGAGUGUGCACCACGGAGGAGUUGGCGAAGGAUUACAAGCAGUUGGUGAGGUGCCGCUCCUGGAAGCCGAAGCUGGAAACCAUCAAGGAGUCGGAGAGGAGGAGGAGGAGUAGCGCUGGUGCCGCUUUUGGUAGGAUCGGCAGAAGGAAGAAGUGUGGCCACCUCAAGAACAACCGCAACAAGCAAGUCUGAUACAAUCACAUCGCAUUCCUUCCCUUGUAAUCCAUUACACCUCCAAAUUAAUAUAUAUAGUGCCUUGUACAUUUCGGUGUAACAUUAUCUUAUCAAAAUGCGUUGGGUCUUAAGAAGCA